GACUCAAAUGCAGACAAGCGGGAAGAGGCAAAAGCGGAAAUUAGCGGCUGGGAUGAGGAGCGGAAUGGAAGCCGAUGUGAGAAGAAAAACCACAGAAACAAAAGGGAAGAGAAAACCUGAGCAGCAAACUGAAAUAAAUACUAAUCUAAUGAAACAAAUCCAAAAUACAUUGACAAUAACUGAACUAACUCAAUAAAAUAAAAAUGAAGACAUGAUCAAAACAACCAAACACCAAAGGAUCAGAACACAUAAAAACCUUUAUAGAUUCAAUAAUCUGUUAAACUAGUUUGACAAAACAAAAAUUUUAAAAAAUGGGGAUUUUUAGGGGUUUUUUUGUGUGUUUGUUUGGUAUUUUUUUAAAUAAACAUACCCAUAUGUACGUUUAAUAAUCAUCCUCUUACUAUUAAAGUUAGUUGGAAUUAGUUUGACCAGAGAAUUUAUUUUUUUUUUUUUUUUUUUUUUUCUGGUGUCAGACUUGACAACACAGACAUGACAGACGCGACUGCGUGAGAAAAGAAAAACUGACAGAGCGAGCGCGAGGCGGAAGACUGAGUCAGUCUUCAGUCAGGCAGCAGACGGAGAGGAUCAUGAGACGGACCAGGUUUCCUUCCCAUCACCAGCAUCACUCCAGACCCAGCUAAGGAACGAUGUCUAACAACACCACGGUGCAGGACUACCCUUGCGUGCGCUUCUACGUGUCCACCCUCUCCUUCUCGGUCCUUCUCUUCUUCAACCUCAUCAUCAACUGGACCAUAGUCCGGGAGGAGCGGCUGCGGAGCCAUGCGCGCUUCGUGCUGGUCUUCCACCUGCUGGUGUCCGCUCUGGUCCACCUGGGCAUGAGCAGCGUCUUCUACUACCAGAUCCACCUGCACGCGCGGCCGAGCCGCACUGCUUGCCGGGCCAUGAUCACCGUCCUGAUCAGCAGCGCCUCCAACAUUCUGCUGACGCUCACGGCCAUGGCUCUGGACCGCUUCGUGGCCGUGUGCUACCCGAUGCGCUACACCUCCGCCUGCAAGGCGGCGUACUGGCCGUGGCUGCUGGGCUUGCUCACCUGGAUGGUAGCCCUGGUGAUCCCCCUCAGCCUGCCUGUCAACUCGGGUCCCCAGGCGAGGGACCCCGACACUUGCGACCGGAAUAAGCUGAAAAAGGGCGAGCUCCAGAAGGUGCUGUUCAUCGGACUGUGCACGCUGCUCAUUCUCUACAGUUACGUGCGGAUCCUGGUGGAGGGACGGCGCCUCGGGGUGCUCAACCGGAGGAACCGGGCCGGCUGCAGGACCAUCGCCCUGCACGGCACCCAGCUGGCCGUUUACAUCCUGCCCAACUUCGUGAACUUCGUGUUGUACCUCAUGUUGAACAAAAACAUUAUUGAGCGUGACACCAAGGAGCUGUCCGCCGUGGUUAUCUUUGCGUUCUUCAGCGUGGCGCAGUGCGUGGCGCCCGUUGUUUACGGCUUGCGCAAAGAGGAACUUCUGGAACAGCUGAAUCGUCGAUUCCCCUGCUGCUCCCGGUACCUGAAGGCUGUGCUCGGCUGGACAGUGAGAGCCAACUGGCCCCACACACAAUCCAGAGGAAGGGAGCGAACGCUGACUGCUCAGACCAUCAUCUCCCUGGAGGUCCCACAAGAGAACCGGGAGGAGGAGAGGGAGCCGCUGCCGGACACCAGUCUCUCACACGACUCACAUUCAUACAAAGGAGUUAUGGAAAAUGCCUGAUGGGAGGGAGGCUGAUAAGGGAGAAGCUUUUGUUUCCAACAGAUAUUUUUAUCUUGUGCUGGAAAAGAACUCGUAAGACGCUUCUCGUAAAUUCCUUCAUAAGAAAAUUGAACAAGGAUGUGCAGAUGCAAGGGAAAACACAAAGCCAGACCUUGAACUUUCAAUUUUUCUCUCAUCUGAAGCGUUCUCCAAGGCCAGGUGGAACAGUUCUCUGAUUGCAGAACUCAUUUUUAUGGCUUAGGGGAACCCAGUCCUCCGUCUGAAUCCGACCCCUUCCUCCUUUUGGGAUUACACUGUCUGGCAAGUAGGAUAUAUCCUAACGUUUAGUCAUCUGGAUGUUUGGCAUUAUUCUUACCCUGUGAUACCGUAAACUGUGUAACACCUGAAAUUCCUGGUCUACUGAUUUCCAGAGGUUGAAAUCAGCAGAAGGAACUAAAAUGACUCCAGACAUUUAGAUUUUCACGAGAGGAAUCAACACUUUGGCCUGUGUUCGAGAAACAUCAAAGCACACAAACAACUUAACAUGCCUGUUUGUUAAAAAAGCAAACAUAUUUUGUAAAAACUGCUUUAAGUUAUUUGUAUAGAUUUAAAUACGAAAUAUUUUUACGUUACUUAUCUUUUUUAUGCGGAAUUUGGAUAUUUUUGACCAAAAGUUGAGCAUCAAUUACAUUUUGAUCAAAGGAAAAAUACGUUCAAAGAACCAUUUCCUUUUUUUUCUCCAAGGGUUAGAAAAAAAAAAUUUGCUUAAUAUUUGGAAGUUGCUUUUCUUUUAGAGUGAUGAGAAACAAAUGGCAGAAAUCACAUAUAGUCUGCUUUCUGCUUGUUCAUCACACCGUUAUGCAACUUACCACUUAUUUCAUAAACUUACUCCCCUUUUACUAACUAUUUUCAGCUGAGCCCAUAAGCUACAGAACAUCUCAAAAUGUGAAUUUUUUUUUCCUUUAUAUCUUACUGUUUUUCAAAAAUAUCAGAAAAAUAAAUAUUUAAAACAUUACAUUUUAUUGUAGUAUAUUUACUUUUGGCAUUGUGUUUCUUCAUAAAAAGACAGUGCAACCAACACGAAAGGCAGCUUUCAAAUGAUUUUUUUAAAGGAACAGUGCUACAAUUUUACUUCAGAUUAAAUCAUGAUUUCAAUGGAAUUUAACAAAAAAAAGAUUAAUCAAAUUUACUAACCACAUCCAGACUAUAACAGCCUGAUGUUAAGAAAAAACAUAUUACUUGAAUAGGACCUGUCUGACCACAUGAAGUAGGCUAAAAGAUCCCAAAAAGCAACAGGUCUGUAUGGAAAGGAUUAUGAAGCAAUUUCUAGAGCUUUGGUUCCACAAAAUGGCAUCCAGGAUAGAGUUCCGGUACCAAAACCACUGCUGAUCAAAAAGACAUGUCAUUUACCAAAAAACAGAUUGAUAAUCCUUAAGGCUUUUUUCACUAAUGCUAAGGCAGCACUAGUUAGGUUAUGGGAAAAAGGAUGGUCAACGUCUCUGUAUCACUUAACAUUCCCUGGACUUUCCCCAACAUUCAGAAAACCCAUUUAACUUCAAAAAAAUGAAUAUGCAAAACAAGACGGUUUACCUCAAAACAGAAAAGUCAGACAUUAACAUUAGCAGUUUGUUUUAUUAACUCGUGACUAAUAUUUUUUCAUAUUCUGUUAGCUUAUGUUUGAAUACAUUUGAAUUAACAAUUAAAACCUCAUUGGUGACGUAUUUUACACAAAUGUUAUAUAAAAAGGUCGUAUAUGGCAGUGGUCCGCGCAAGAAAUAAUUAAAUAUGUCCCUUCUAUGUAUUGAGUCUGGAGGAGCUUUUAUUUUGAAAAUCCUAAACAGGAUGCUGUCCGUUACGUCUUGCGCGCCAACAUGCAGCAGAAUGAGUGAGAAACAACGGCGUGCUGUUGAUAAUAUCCCAAAAUAUAAUAGAGGAAACUUACAGCUGACUUUACAGUUUCAACUAUUUGUGAAAUGCAUGUUCUCACUUAUACAAGCUAAGUAUACAACUCAGAAAAAUACUCUUGAUAAAGGAGGCAGUUUGUACUGAUAGCUUUACUGGCGGCUUACCAUGUUACUAUUAAUGGCAGUCUUGUAUCUUAACAGAAAACUAAAGAUUAGAUAGCAAAUUCUUCUCAGACCAAUAACUGAUAAAGGCGCUCAAAUUUUAAUACACAUACAAAAUUAGAGGAACUACAGCCUCUAACUUUACGUAAAUAAAUCUAAAAACAAAAACAAAAAACAUGCAUGAUUUCUUUUUGGUUCAGUUUAACACUGCAUGCCUAUUUGCUCCUCUAGUCUUCAGUAUCAAACAACACAAAUUUAGAGAGCCAUCACAGAAAGUACCAGAUUAUUUCCUGGCAGGAAAGAGAAAAGUUGCUUUGUUAGACGAAUCUUUCCAAACAAUUGCUGACAUUUGCUUCAACUUGCUUAUCUAUUGCCUGGGGUUUACCACAGUGGGGGAUUGCACUGCCGCUGCCCGAGUUGACAGUUGAGUUUCACGGCGAUGGCAGCACAGGACAGGGGAAUUCUGCUCAUUGGAUGCCGCAUUUUGCCUUGUGAGACAUUUCUACCACAGCCCGCGUCCGAUCCGAGUCUCGCACUCGCAAGACUUGCUCGUACUUCAAAGCACAACCUGUGUACACACUCUUGGCGCCGCGCUUACGGGCAUUCC
Messenger RNA from Gambusia affinis (western mosquitofish), 4364 nucleotides. RefSeq lists its product as uncharacterized. Gene Ontology annotation, molecular function: G protein-coupled receptor activity. Lineage: Eukaryota; Metazoa; Chordata; Actinopteri; Cyprinodontiformes; Poeciliidae. The record is from RefSeq and is a predicted model, not a curated record. Gene Ontology annotation, biological process: G protein-coupled receptor signaling pathway. Bases 648 to 1712 code for a protein of 354 amino acids. Gene Ontology annotation, cellular component: membrane. The transcript is spliced from 2 exons.